This is a messenger RNA of Aspergillus alliaceus, 2403 nucleotides long. RefSeq names its product anoctamin family protein. The coding region runs from base 99 to 2345 and encodes 748 amino acids. The record is from RefSeq and is a predicted model, not a curated record. The transcript is spliced from 5 exons. Gene Ontology annotation, molecular function: chloride channel activity. NCBI's taxonomy places the organism in Eukaryota, Fungi, Ascomycota, Eurotiomycetes, Eurotiales, Aspergillaceae. Gene Ontology annotation, cellular component: cortical endoplasmic reticulum. Gene Ontology annotation, biological process: chloride transmembrane transport.
GCUCCUUGUCGACUUCUCCCGAAGCAAUUGUCCUUCGGACAGUCUGAUCGAGCGCGUCAUAGCUUGAUGUCAGUGCGAUAAGCUACAAGCAAACCCCAAUGGCUUUCCAUCCUCCUCAAAAGGAGGUGCCUCACAACAACCAUGUGGACUACGUCAUCCGCUACAGCUUCACUGAUACGGAUGCCGAUAAACUGUCCCAGCAGCUGGAAUUGCUGCUCCGCCGACUUUCUGAAGUAGGAUUACAGACGGAGGUAAGGGAGGGCGAUGAAACGUCGGUGUUGGUCUUUGUUCGGGCCUCUAGGAAGAAGAGACUGCAACGCGCCGUUUAUCAGUCACGCAUUCGCGACUGGCUCUACGGAGUCCGCAAUACCGAACCCGAAUCCGAGACCUCUGCAGAGCCGCAAUCGGAAUCUGAGCGCUUGCGUGUCAUCCACCAUAUGAUAACCGUGCCCCGGGAAGCGGGUGGGGCCGGAAUUACCCUAAAACAUGGGGAAUGGGAGAAUGUCACUGCUAUUUUUCCGCUACACGACGAAGAAACAAACAAGCAGUGCAUGAGAGACUGGAGCAAGAAGACAUUUCUGUCUAACGAGGACCUGGAUCAAAUACGGAACACCUUUGGAGAAAGUGUUGGCUUCUAUUUCGCGUUCUUGCAGUCGUAUUUCAAGUUCCUGCUGUUUCCCGCCGUUUUUGGGUUCUCUUGCUGGCUGUUGCUUGGGUCUUUCUCAAUAAUUUACACGAUCGGCAAUGCGCUAUGGUGUGUUGUUUUCAUUGAAUACUGGAAGCACCAGGAACAGGAUCUCAGUUGCCGUUGGCAGACUAAGGGCGUCUCGGUCUUGCGCGAAAAGAGACGAGAGUUUCUACCUGAAAAGGAAGUCCGGGAUGAGCAUACGGGCGAAAUCCGAGGUGUAUAUCCCGCGACGAAGCGGUUACAGCGGCAGCUUCUUCAGGUACCAUUUGCAAUCAUUGCCGCUACAGGCUUAGGAGUGAUCAUUGCGACUUGUUUCGCCAUUGAGAUAUUCAUCUCAGAGAUCUACAACGGACCAUUCAAGACGUACUUGGUCUUUAUUCCCACCAUCCUGCUCUCUGCUUUGAUACCAACUAUGAGCGCUGUACUUGUGUCGGUUGCGACAAGGCUGAAUGACUACGAGAACUAUGAGACUCAGCUCGCGUACGAUGUGGCAUUGACGCAGAAAAUAUUUGUGAUCAACUUUAUUACUUCCUACCUACCGAUUUUCCUGACAGCAUUUGUUUAUGUCCCAUUCGCUCACAGUAUCGUGCCGUAUCUCGACAUCUUCCACUUGACUGUUCGGCCCUUCGUCUCGAAGAAGGAUGCGACAACAACACGGGCGGAAUUCAGUAUCGAUCCGAGUCGCCUACGGAAGCAGGUUAUCUACUUCACCGUCACAGCUCAGGCCGUCAAUUUCGCCCAGGAAGCAAUAGUCCCAAUUGUGAAGCAGCGCCUUCUUCAAAAGUACAAGGAGUACAAAAAACGCCACGGAAAGGUAGAGCCGGAUAAUAAUAAUAACAAUAAUAACAAUAAUAAUACGGAGGAGAAAAAGGCGACCGAGGCUUCAUUCAAGGACGCGCCCGAGGAAGCCCAGUUUCUGAAGCGGGUCCGCAAUGAAGCUGAGCUAGACGACUAUGACGUGACUGAUGAUCUCCGGGAAAUGUGUAUUCAGUUUGGGUACCUGGCGCUGUUUUCUCCUAUCUGGCCACUAGUGCCUGUCUCGUUUUUGGUCAACAAUUGGGUUGAGCUUCGAUCCGAUUUCUUCAAGAUCUGCAUGGAAUGCAAGAGGCCAUCGCCUCAACGUGCAGAUACUAUUGGCCCUUGGCUGGACAGUUUAGGAUUCCUAUCCUGGGUUGGAAGUAUUACUAGCGCGGCUCUCGUUUACAUGUUCAGCAAUGGCCAACAGGGCCCGAACGGACAGCCAACAUCGAUCAAAGGAUGGGCGCUACUGCUCACGAUCUUCUUCUGCGAGCACAUUUACCUGCUGGUGCGCUACGCCGUGCGAGCCACCAUUGCCAAAAUGGAGCCCCCCAAUGUACGCCAACAACGAACAGAGCGCUAUCUGCUGAGGAAAAGAUUUCUCGAGUCCACUCUGCAAUCUCGGAGCAGUGAUGAUGAAACCGAAGAGGAAACCACCCCCUACGAUGACCAAUCCCAAGAGGUUUCCGAGAUCACGCGAGCUACUCUUGAAGAUGAUGCUCGCGCAUGGUCCCGACAUGGCACCGACCCCGCAGAGCGUUUCUGGAUGCGUCAGAAGGGAUGGAAGGAAUCGGCGUAUGUCGGUACAUCCAUUAUCCGUGCAUUGACAGUUAAACCGGAAUCGAAGAAGCGACAGUGAUGGCAUGUAUAAAGGUACUUGCACGUAUAUAAGUCUAACCCUCGCAGAGGGUUAUCUC